CAAAGCUAAUAGCAACCGUUAGCCUAACUGACCGUCGGAGAGGAUUGUGACCAAGUAACAAUAAAUUAGAGCUUUAUAUUCGUUGCUUGUUAUGUAUUCAUCCUUAUAACGACGCAUUUUGGUAAGAGUCAGCAAGUUCCUUGAUUGGUUGUCGUUAUAACAACGACUAUGGAUGCAGUAAACGCGUUCAACAUGGAGUUAUUCUCCAUGAUUGACAUGAAGCCUCCAAUAUCCCGUGCUAAGAUGAUGUCUGUAACAAAAUCAGCCAUCAAAGCUAUUAAGCUUUACAAGCAUGUUGUCCAGAUAGUUGAAAAGUUCAUCAAGAAGUGCAAGCCAGAACUGAAGGUCCCUGGUUUGUACGUGGUUGAUUCUAUUGUUCGACAGUCACGGCAUCAGUUUGGUGUUGAUAAGGAUGUAUUUGGGCCCAGAUUCUUGAAGAACUUCUCAGAUACUUUUCAGAACCUGUUCCACUGCCCAGAGGAUGACAAGAGCAAAAUUAUCCGAGUCCUGAAUUUGUGGCAGAAGAAUGGGGUGUUUGACAUGGACGUCAUUCAGCCACUUAUGGAUAUGGCCAACGGAUCUGUUGAACCUCCUCCUGCAGUUGAAGUUCCUGUCAACCCCAAACCAGGGACACAGCUUCCUGUCACUAGUGCCUCAGAUGUGCCUGCUGUGCCCCAGCUACCCACUCCUGAUGCUUUGGCUGCUGUGGCGCAGCUGUUUCAAUCCCCCCAUGGUCAAGAGCUGCAGAGGAUGCUUCAGAGUUUCCAGCAGGCAGAUAAAAGUGUGGCAGACAUAGCUAACAACAUGCCAACCCCACCUCAGAUGCCUGUGGCCCAGCUCAACCCCUACAAUGCACCGACGGAGAAGAGAACUUCUUUAGCUGAGAAACUCCUGGACCGAUUUGACUAUGAUGAUGAACCCGACGAUAUGAUGGCUAAAGAUGCCACUGCCCAUUUACAAGGCCAUCCUGAAAAUGUGACAAACCAGUUUCACGGUCAGAUGCCCAAUGCAGAGAAUGUUAAUCCACAUAUGAUGGGUCAGACUGGUGGUGCAGAGCACAUUGGAGGAGUAAGUCAAAUCGAACGCCACAGGGUGCCAGAUGGAUACCCCUCCUCGAAUGAGGUUUAUUCACGAUCACGGGAAAAUUCAAGAGAGCGCUCGUCACUGAGGCGGGAGGGCAGACACAGAGGCCAUGGCAGAAGAUCAAGAUCAAGAUCUGGUUCCAGAUCUCCAAGAAGAAGAAAAUCAAGAUCAUCGUCCCGUUCAAGAAGGCCCAGGCAUCGACGUUCUCGCUCUCGCUCUAGAGAACGGCGCUGGGGAUCUCGCUCUGGUUCUCAAGACACAAAUGACAGAGAGAAAGACAGAGAACGCAGACAGAAAGGCCUUCCCAGCAUAAAGAGUCAGACACUCAGUGUUUGCAGCACUACACUUUGGGUUGGGCAACUAGACAAAAAGACUCAGCAGUCUGAUGUGAUGUCCCUUUUGGAAGAGUUUGGCCAGAUUGAGUCCAUCAAUAUGAUUCCUCCGAGGGGUUGUGCUUAUAUCGUCAUGGUUCACAGACAAGACGCCAAUACAGCUUUAAACAAACUCAGAAGAGGGUCAUACAAAGUCAAUCAAAAACCCGUUAAGAUUGCUUGGGCUUUAAACAAAGGCAUAAAAUCAACUCACAAAAAGUUCUGGGAUGUGGAGCGGGGAGUUACUUACAUCCCCUGGAGCAAGGUCAAGGUGGACGAGUUGGAGAGCUAUCAAGAAGGGGGCACACUGGAUGCAGAGACACUGAAUCCAGACUGGAAUAAUGCCAAGGACCUUGUGAAGCUGCCAGCUGUUAAUGGAGCAUUGGAAAGUGCACCAGCAGAUGGGACCAUAACAGCCAAUAUUCAGGUGCCACCAGUUGAGCAGACAGACUCGAUCAGAAGUCCACCAGCUUUUUCUUCCCCCAUCAUGCUGUCCCCCACAGCCAUGCCUCCAGGUGGAGCGCCUUUCAUCCCUCCAGAGUUUGACCCUGCAAAGUUGGCAUCAACCGGAAGUGUAAAACCUCCAGAGAAGUCGAUACAUGAUCCUGAGGCAGAAAAAGUCACUCCCUCAGAUGCCAGCACUGAACACCAGCUGGGAUCUCCAGCAGCACCAGUAAUGAACCUAUCCAGCCCAGGUGUCAUGCCUGGCCCUAUGCCUGGUCCCAUGCCAGGCCCCAUGCCAGGUCCCAGACCAGGUAUGCCCCCUCUGCAUGGCAUGCCAAAUCCUCAUGUACCUCCUUUCCUCCCUCCUCCAAACAUGCCACACAUGCCCCAUCCAGGGAUGCCUGGAGGACCCAUGUUUCCACCAGACAGGUUCAGAAUGCCCAUGCCUUUUCCUCCUCGUGGACCUCCUUUCCAUCGACCUCCCCCUAUGGGACCAGGAGGCAUGGAUGUCAGAGAAGGGGGACAUUUCCAAAAUGGGAGGCCAGGAUUUGGUGGCCCCCCUUUCCCUAGAGGGAGAUGGUAGAGGACCUGAAGGGAGAGGAAACUGAACUGCUGUUGUAAAUAAAUACCAGAACAUCUGGUUCAGUGAGGACUGAUGAGAACGUGUGAUGAGACUUUUUCUUACACCACAAGAACAUUUUCUUAGGUUUAAAUAAACAAUGAAACAAGACAAGA
Molecule: messenger RNA, 2633 nt
Organism: Cheilinus undulatus (humphead wrasse)
Lineage: Eukaryota; Metazoa; Chordata; Actinopteri; Labriformes; Labridae
Product: SR-related and CTD-associated factor 4-like
Exons: 18
Coding region: 169-2481 (770 amino acids)
Biological process (GO): negative regulation of termination of RNA polymerase II transcription, poly(A)-coupled
Cellular component (GO): nucleus
Molecular function (GO): RNA polymerase II C-terminal domain phosphoserine binding; RNA binding
Source: RefSeq, a predicted model, not a curated record